Molecule: messenger RNA, 2576 nt
Organism: Manihot esculenta (cassava)
Lineage: Eukaryota; Viridiplantae; Streptophyta; Magnoliopsida; Malpighiales; Euphorbiaceae
Product: probable E3 ubiquitin-protein ligase HIP1
Exons: 6
Coding region: 1359-2528 (389 amino acids)
Molecular function (GO): ubiquitin protein ligase activity
Source: RefSeq, a predicted model, not a curated record
UUGAAGUAAAACAAACUCAUAGGCAGUUACUCAAAUGUUGAAGAUAAUAUUGUUUACCAAAAGAAGUGAAAGAUUUUGCUUUCAAAAACUAAGAAAGUUAGUUUCUCUAUCUCUUGUCCUUACCCUAUUAUUUCUUCCUUCUCAUGUCCUUUUGAGUCUUUAGGCAUUUGUUGAAUGUUGAUGAUAAGUUAUUUUAGAAUUAGAAUUAUCUUUUUCCUACAAUUAGUGAGGAAGCACUUGGGGGUUUUAGUUUCCAUUUUUUCACUCUAGAAAUUUCACUAUUUUUUUCCCUUUGUUUAAUAUACUUUUACUUUAUGCCUACUGUACCUUGAAAACCACUGUGUUCCUAGGAUAUCUUUGGGACUAUCACCUUUCACUUGAUAGUUCACAACUGCAUUUCUUCCUAUUUCUGCUGUCAUUAUGAUUUAGAAUUAUGAUUUUCCUGGUAAUUUGAAGAGGUAUAAAUCUAUCAAAAAUCAACAAGCAGUUUUCUCUCAAAUAACUUCUGCGAGUAAUAUAUCAGCUUCUUCAGUUAGUUAAAAUUAUGAAUUUGGGAUCUCUUCCUAUUGCUUGACUGGUACGGAUUUUUUUUCAUGCCUGCAAGUUUUUAGCAUGUCUCCAACUUCUCUUUCAUUUCGCAAUAUGUUGCAAGACAGUUUCCUGUUAAUUUUACAUGUUUUUUUUGCUGUGAUUAUUAUAUUGGACCUCAAAAAGUUGGUGGCUAAGAAGGAGAUUGGUAAUAGUUUAUAGGAACGUUUUAGUAAUUUCUUUAGCUCUAUAUCUCACAUUUGGCUUUCUAGGAGAGGCUUCCCGUCUAAUAGCAUUUGAUGCGGUAACAUGGUAGGUGAGAUUACAUCUUGCAGUGCUAGUGAUGAUUUAAGACGAUUGACUUGUGCAGUAGGUACCAACAUAUUUUCCCACUGCUUGUAAGGUAUAUGACCAUUUAUCUCUGCUUAUACCGGAGUUGGAUCCAUUAUUUCUCCAGGAGAGAGAUUUUUUUUCUUCGUUGUUAUUUCUUAUGAAUCUCCUAGUCUAAUACUUCUUAGUUCAGUCAGUGCUUGGAUCGAGAUGAUAGGAUCAAAAUAAUCCAAUCUUCUUACUUCUCAUUUUGGCUAUACAGAUGUCUCUAUCUACUCACGGUCAAUUAUCCUCAGUUUGGGGAGCCGCCUUUAUUGUUUUCCACUGCAUCAUGUCCUAGCAUUCUAAUAGGAUGUUGCCGUUGAUAGCCUUGUUUCAUUUGUGAAAGUAAGGGCAUGUUGAUUUACAAUUUGUGUCUUGACCUCCUAAGAUUCAAGGCUUAAAAAAAAUUCAGUGUACUCUAAUUUGAAUGGUUAAUGCCAGGGUAGGUCCUGCAGAGAAUGGUGCUUUCUUUUAGCAUGCUGAAAGUAUGCCUCUUGAUGGAGUGCAUUUUGCGUCUCAACGGAACCCUGCACCAAUGUCAAAUGCAUUUAUUUCCUCAAGCCACAGUGUUGAAGUGUCAUAUUAUCAGCCAGAUGCUGCAGGCCCAUCUCAUGAUCCUUUUCUGCAUUCAUCAACAGUGGGAACCUUUUGUGCAGUUCCAGAAAAUCAUGCACAUGCUUCGUCUUCCAAUUAUGACAGACAGACGAUUAAUGGCGUUGAGGGUGACCUUUUUUAUCUUACAAUGGGCAAUGGAAGGGGGCCCCACAAGCGAAAAAGCCCUGGAGUCCCCUCUUCAUGUGAAGGGGGCAGUACAAGCAGGUCACCCUUUUGACCAUUCCAGCUCAGUGGAUUUCUCAAGUCAAAGUUCUAGCGCUAUGACACAUAACUGGAGCCAUACCAGAACAUCUACUGCUUCUGGAAGGAUGCUAGUUUCGGAUGCUAAUGGUUAUACUCAUGAGACAAACCACUUCCUUGUUGGAAGCAGCAUACCUAAUGCUUCUGCAGAUGUUAGGGGAUAUCACCAUGAUUUCAUUUCAAGUAGAAACCCUGUUGUUCCUCAAAGUUUCCAUAGUGCCUCAGCACAUUCUGCCAGAGGCAUUCGCAGUAGCUAUUCUCAGAGACCUAGCCCAACUUUCAGGGCUUCCUCCAGCAGUUUGCGGUUGGGGCAUAUGGCACCUUCUGACGAUGGGAUGCCAUUGGUUGCCGAAAAUUUCUCAUCCAGACAACCAAGGCUAUUAUCAACUGCAGCUUGGCGUAAUAGUGAUAGGAAUGGGAGAUCAAGGAAUUCUUAUGAGAGAUACAGAUCGCUGCCCAAUGAGCCAAGUCUUCAUGAUCGAUUUUCAUCUGAGGGUUUUAUGGUUGUGGAUCGCUCAGCCUUUUAUGGAUCCAGAAAUUUGUUUGAUCAGCAUAGGGAUAUGAGGCUAGAUAUAGACAACAAGAGCUAUGAGGAACUACUUGCACUGGGUGAAAGGAUUGGGAGUGUCAGCACAGGUUUUGAUGAAGAUCUGAUAUCCAAGUGUUUGACAGAAACAGUAUAUGGUUCUUCAGGCCAAAGCGAGGAUGAAGGAACUUGUGCGAUUUGCCUGGUAAGAAUCUUCUCCAAGUAUAUACUGUCGGUUGGAUUCUAAUCAUAGUUUUAAAUCGUGGUUGCGGUCGCGAGUAACAGAAAAAGGCUU